Messenger RNA from Diversispora eburnea, 174 nucleotides. The record is from the annotation of a GenBank genome assembly. Lineage: Eukaryota; Fungi; Glomeromycota; Glomeromycetes; Diversisporales; Diversisporaceae.
AUGUUUUUACAUAAUCAUUUAUUUUCUAAUGGCUUAUAUAAUAGAUCAAUUGAAGUUGUACUGGAAAUUCUUGAUGAAGAAAAUAUGAUAGUUGCAUUUCCAUUAACACAGGAAAUUUCUGGUGGAAGUUUAGUACACAAGCGAGAUGUAAAAACAGCUCUUUUUAUAAAAUGA